UCCAGUAACUCCAGUCUACAGAGCCGUGAUCCAACACCAACCUUCGUCCGAUGUGUACCAACAAGGCCAGUCAAAGGCGGACGCGCAGUGAGACUAGUGGUCAGCGGAUCCAAACCAAAUGAGCAGGCAGACACAGCAGAAGAUAACCACACACCAGAACAGGGGGAGCGUUCGUGUGAUCCAGGACCAAGCUAGCGUACCAGCAGCAGCUACAACCACGCUCUCAGACCCACCGGGAGGAGGCUUACAGCAGGUUCCCCAGCCCCAGUUAGUCCCUGUGACCCCAGCCGGAGAGGAGGAGGAGGCAAGGCCACCCCGCCCAGCAAGAUGAAGAAGACGUCAGGGGACAAGGACAGCGACGAGUACCGUCAGCGGCGGGAGCGGAACAACCUGGCGGUUAAGAAGAGCAGGAUGAGGUCUAAGCAGAAGGCCCAGGACACGCAGCAACGCGUCAAUGAGCUGAAGGAGGAGAACGAAAGACUGGAAGCUAAAAUCAAGCUGCUCAGCAAGGAGCUGUCUGUCCUCAAGGACCUCUUCCUGGAACACGCCCACAACCUGGCCGACAACGUCCAAGCGCCUGGCGCAGAGGGGGCCAGCCCCGCCCACAACAACAACAACAACAUCAACAACAACAAUGGGGCGUGUAACAACAACAACGGCCAGUGAGAAGAGGGCGGGGAUAUGAUACCUCCUGGUAGAUUAGCGUCCCAAAAACAACACCCUAUCCCCUAUAUAGUGCACUACUUUUGACCAGGGCCCCUAUGGGGACUAGGGUGACAUUUGGGACACAACCAGGGUGAUGAUUGAUCGAUAGCUCGCCACUGCUUCUCAACUGUGCUGGAGUAUCUUCCUCUUUCCGCCCCGGAGAUGAUAUAAACUGUCAGAGAGAUUUCACUGUUGUCUUUUUUUUUUGUGUGCGUUCAGAUUGGUUCUCA
Coregonus sp. 'balchen' is the source of this 935-nucleotide messenger RNA. Lineage: Eukaryota; Metazoa; Chordata; Actinopteri; Salmoniformes; Salmonidae. The record is from the annotation of a GenBank genome assembly.